Messenger RNA from Sclerotinia sclerotiorum 1980 UF-70, 132 nucleotides. RefSeq lists its product with no specific name. The transcript has a single exon. The record is from RefSeq and is a predicted model, not a curated record. The coding region runs from base 1 to 132 and encodes 43 amino acids. NCBI's taxonomy places the organism in Eukaryota, Fungi, Ascomycota, Leotiomycetes, Helotiales, Sclerotiniaceae.
AUGAAGAUAAAAUCGUUUUGCUCAGAUUUAGUGAAGAAUCAAAAAUGUAUCAAAGUUAGCAAAGCUUCCGUCUUAAAUAAUGCUACACAUGCUUCUUUGAACCUUGCUUCCAAGAUGUCGGGUAACACCUAA